AUGGCGGUGGAUAUAGAACAUACAUGUCGUAUUUGUCGUGGAGAAGGAACUUUAAAUCAACCAUUAUAUCAUCCCUGUAAAUGUCGAGGUUCAAUAAAAUAUAUUCAUCAAGAUUGUUUAUUAGAAUGGUUAAAACAUUCAAAUAAAUCAACUGAAAAAUGUGAUAUAUGUAAUACAAAUUAUAAAUUUAAAAUUAUUUAUGAUCCAAAUAUGCCCAAAACCAUACCAAUAAAUUUAAUUUGGUCAAAAUUUAUACAAUUAAUUUCAGGAACAAUUUUAAAAAUUAUAAGUAUAUCAUUAUAUAUUAUUUGUGUUUUAAUUCAAGUUCCAAUAUUUUGGAAAUUUUGUGGUAGAAUAUAUACAUGGGCAAUAGAUGGAAAUUUACCAAUAAAUAAUAAUCAAAUUUUUUCAAAUGCUUUAUAUUUUGGAGAAUUUGAUAUUUUAUCAUAUUUAAAUUCAAAUAAUCAAUUAUCUAAUAUACAAAUCAUAUUGUUAAAAUUAAGAAAAUUUUUUAGUUAUACUUAUUUUAGUGGUGUAAGAUAUUUAAUUGUUGCAAUAAUUAUUCAUAUAGCAUUAUUUGUUGAAAGAGAAUGGGUUAUAAGAGAUGAAGGUUAUUUAAAAUUAUUAAAUAGAAAAAUUGGUAAAGAACCAAAAACAAAAUUAAUUGAUAUGUUACAAAAUGCAUUAGAUAAUUUAAGAAGAAAUGGAAAUGAAGAUAAUAAUGAAAAUGGGAAUAAUGAUGAUCAAAGAAAUAUUGCAACAAAUUUACAAAGAUUAGAUCAAUUAAAUAGAGCUAUUAAUGAUUUACAAAAUCAAGGGAAUGAUCAAAUGAUAAAUUUUGAAGAAAAUUUAAGAAGAGCUAUGAAUAGAGGUGAAUUAUUUAAUGCUAUAGAAAGAAAUGAUCAAGAAAGACAACAACAAAGACUACAGCAACUACUACAACCUUUUCAUGCUAUUGAAAGAAAUGAAGAAAGACAGCAGCAACAACAACAACAACAACUACAGCAACCUUAUCAUCAACAACAACAUGUUGAAGAUUCUGACGAAAAUGAUGAAAAUAAUCAUAACAUUGACAAUAUUCAAAUAAAUGAAGAUAAUUUAAUAGUUGAAGAAGAUAAUGAACAAAGAGAACCAAAUUUAUUUGAUCAAAUUUUUGAUAAUCAAGAUAUUGAUAAUGAUGGAGAUAUUGAUGAAGAUGAAGAGGAUGAAGAUGGAGCAUUACCUAACAACCUAAAUAAUAAUAAUAAUAAUAAUGGAGCAAUUGGAGAAUUUUUAGAAAUUUUUGGUUUUACUUUAAAUAUUAAAACUCCAUUAUUUAUUAUGAUAUUAUGUGAUUCUAUAAUUACUGCAUAUUUAUUUUUAAUAUAUUUAAUUCCUCAUAUGAUUGGCAAUGCAUUUGUUUUUAUUACUGGUUUUUUACUUAAAUUGGGGGCUUCAUUUAUACCGACAAAAACAUGGGAUUGGAUUUUAACUGCGUUGUAUACAAAAACUAAUUAUGAAAUAUUGGAUUUUUUAAUUGCUUCAAUUGAUGAAAUUUUAAUUAAACCUACUUUUAAAAUCAUUAAUAAUUUAUUUUUUGAAAAACCUUUACAAAUAAGUUUAAUUGAAAGAAUUUGUCUUAUAUUAAUUGGUUAUGGAAUUAUAAUUGGAUUUAUAAUCCAAAUAAUGAAACAUUUAAUUUCUAAAAAAAAACCAAUAUUAGGUACAUCAAGAAAAGCAUUUAAAAUAUUAUUUGAAAUAAGUUCAACAGCAAAAGUAUUUUUAAUUUUUGCAAUUGAAAUUUUUAUUUUCCCUGUAUAUUGUGGAUUAUUAUUAGAUUUUUGUGCAUCACCAUUAUUUUCAAAAAAUUUAAAUUCAAAUUCAAUUUUAUUAACUUCUGGUUCUGAAAUUUCUCAAAUUAAUUAUAUUAGAAUUGGAUUGUAUUGGUCUUCUGGUACUAUUUAUAUGUUAGUAUUUGCUUUAUUUGUUGGAAUGGUUAGAGGUACUAUUUUAAGACCAGGAGUUUUAUUUUUUAUAAGAUCACCAGAUGAUCCAAAUGCAAGAUUAAUUCAUGAUGCAUUAGUUAAACCUUUAAGUUUACAAUUAUCAAGAAUUUAUCUUAGUGCUAAAGUUUAUACUGCUUUUAUUUUAUUAGGAAUUGGUGGAGUUACUUGGGGUUUAAGAUAUAUUGUUACACCAGAACAUGGGAAAUAUAAUGUUUUAUUACCUAUACAAGUUGAUACUACUCAUUCAUUAUUUAUAUUAAUUGCAUUUGCUGCAUUAGCUAAUGAAAUUCAACCAAUUGUAACAAAAUAUAUUAGAUUAUAUUGGAAAAAGGCAUUUGAAAUAAGUUCACAUAAAUUAAGAUUAUCACAUUUUAUAUUAGGGAAACCAAUACUGCAUGAAAGAGGUCAUAUAAUUUAUAGAAAUUUAAAAGAACAAAUUUUAGGUACUUCAUUACCAGAUUAUACAAAUCCUGUUACAUAUAGAGAAGCACAAGAAAUUUUUAAAACAGAUCCUCAAAUAAAUUCAUGUUUUGUACCAGAUGGGUAUUAUGUAAGAGCACCAGAUAAUGAUACAGUUUCAAGAAAAUUUGUUAAAAAAUUAUUUGUUCCUGUUACAAAAGAUGAUAAAUUAUUAAAAGAUAUUAAUGAAGAAGAUUUAAAACUGUCUGGUUAUGAAACUCCUUCAAGUGAAGAAGAAGAAAUGAAUACUGAUGAUGUUCAUACUAUAGUUUAUAGACCACCAAAUUUUAAAUUACGUUGUUAUGGUUUAAUUUUAAUGCUUUGGAUAUUUGCUGUAAUUUUAAUUUUAUCAAUUGGAUUAAUUGGUUUAUUAUUAGGAAGACCUAUUAUUCAAGUAGCUCAUAGUUUAAUUAGUCUUAUCCAAUUUGCUCCAAAUAAUGACAGUUCAAUUGAUUGGAAAUUAGCUGAUCUAUCAAGUUUAUUCCUUGGUUUAAUUAUAGAAUUAAAAUUAUUACAAAUGUUUGAUAAAGAACAUCAACAAAUUGGAAAUAAUGAAAUUAAUGAAAGACCAAAUAUUUUACAAAGAUUGAUUAAUAUUGGAAAUUUUAAUUUAAUUGCUACUUCUAUGGUAAGUUUUAUUAUAUCAUUUGGUUUAUGGUCAAUUUGGAUAGGUACAAUUCAUCAAAUAAGUAUAAAUGAACCAUUAAAAAAAUAUUAUAAUUUAUCAUUUAUGAAUUAUGAUUUAAAAAGUUGGAUUAUUCAUCUUGUUGCAUCAAUUUGGACAAUUUUACCAAUUUUAAAAUCGGCAUAUAGAUCAAAAAAUUUAGAACCAAAUUUUUUAAAACAAUUAGAAAGAAAUGGAUUUUAUGAAGUUUUAAAAUAUUCAAUUAUAACUCAUUUACCUGCUUUGGUGGUUGGAUAUUUUAAUAAAACCAAAUUAAUUCCAACUUUAACUAUACUGUUUAUCAUAUUUGUGAUUAUAAAAUCUUUAGGACAUUUAAUUAAAUUAUACAAAAAUUUAAAUGAACAAGUUAAAAUUGAAAAAUUUGUAAAAGGUAGAGCUAUAGAAAAUGAUAAUGAUGAUGAAGAUUAA
This is a messenger RNA of Lodderomyces pseudojiufengensis, 3537 nucleotides long. RefSeq names its product E3 ubiquitin-protein ligase. Gene Ontology annotation, molecular function: zinc ion binding. Lineage: Eukaryota; Fungi; Ascomycota; Pichiomycetes; Serinales; Debaryomycetaceae. The record is from RefSeq and is a predicted model, not a curated record. Bases 1 to 3537 code for a protein of 1178 amino acids. The transcript has a single exon. Gene Ontology annotation, cellular component: endoplasmic reticulum membrane.